Messenger RNA from Arabidopsis arenosa, 757 nucleotides. The record is from the annotation of a GenBank genome assembly. Lineage: Eukaryota; Viridiplantae; Streptophyta; Magnoliopsida; Brassicales; Brassicaceae.
GAUCUCAAGAAGUAUUUCUAUCUUUUUUUUCUAAAACAUAAGAAGAAAAUGUUGGGUUCAAGUAGUGGAUGCGAGUCAGGAUGGACUCUGUACUUAGACCAGUCUGUUUCUUCACCAACACCUUCUUGUUAUAGAGAUAUCAAUGGGUUUGAAAACAGAAGAAGAAGCAAAGAUUCAUGGGACCAAAACUACGUGCAUCAAGGAGACGAAGAAGAAGAGGAAGAAGACGAUUUGUCUAUGAUUUCAGAUGCUUCUUCUGGUCCAAGGAAUAUUUCCGAGGAAGAUUCUGUGAAGAAAACAAAUAUUGUUGGUCUCAAGAAACAAUGCAAGAGAGAAAAGAAAAGAAGAGAUUAUGAGAAAAUGAACUCAGUUCUUGAUGAUACUGCUAGUUCUCCUCUUUUCAAUUUCCCUCAUAUAUUGCAGAAAAGUGUUGGUGGUAAUAAGAUAGAGCAAAACUUUCCAGAAAGUACAUUGGAUUACUCACAAGGCUUCUCGGCUACUCAGUUUCAGGACAAAACAGCAUUCCAAGAGCAGUAUGGUUAUUUGCAUAUGGAAACCAGAUUCUAAAUAACAAGUAAUUAUAUAAUAUUUCUGUAGAUGUUCACUACUUUGUUUAUUCUUACUUUAUGAAGAAUAUAUCCAAUCUGACUAAAACGUUGAAAUUAGCAGGUGAGGAUCAAACUGAUGAAGAGCAGCUAUUUUGGACAUUUGUGAAGCUUUUAUGGAUUUGAGUAAUCAUUAAAGUGAAUCUUAUAGU